Molecule: messenger RNA, 1152 nt
Organism: Leptidea sinapis
Lineage: Eukaryota; Metazoa; Arthropoda; Insecta; Lepidoptera; Pieridae
Exons: 7
Coding region: 108-845 (245 amino acids)
Source: RefSeq, a predicted model, not a curated record
CAAACUUGAACUGAAGCUAGAGUUGAGCUGAUGUUAAAAAUGUACCAGUAGGUACGUGAUAAAUAGUAUUAACAACAUUAAUUGAAAUUAUAAAGAAGGUGUAUAUAAUGAAAUACUCAUAUAUCGCGUUUAUAGUGUGUUUAAGUUUGAAUUUGGUGCUAUCAGAGGAUGUCAGCUACCAAGCCUGUGUGGAUAAAUAUUCGAGGAAAGGCUACCAGCCCUGGCAGGAGUGGUCGGACCAUUACACGUGCCAUCGGUAUAGAUGUGAAAUUCGUGAUGGAAAGUACUUCAUAGCGGCCGUAGGGUGCCGUAAACCGAAGAUACCAGAAAACGCGUUAGAGUGCCAUGAGUAUAUUGAAGAUGAGAAUGUCGAAUUCCCUACAUGCUGUGCACGGUUACGCUGUGUGGUUGAGAUGAAUGGAGAGAGAAUUGUUCAGACUAGGGGUCAGCCAGGAGAGCUUUUCCCAGAUAAGCCAUGGAAGGGACAGCAGAACGAGCCGAACCAAGGUGUAGUGGGCAUGGGAGCCAUCCAGCAGACUCCAGUUGGAGCUGAACCACAGAACCAACCCGCGCCCACGAUGUACAACAGCCGUGGAGCAGGCAAGCCGACGGACGGCAGUGAUGUUGGAGGUCGCCGCUACGUAGACCCUUAUCCGUCCCAGCAAAUGCAGGACUCACCACGCAAGAAGAGAUCCACUAACUACCCACUUUUCAACCACAGCAUGCUAAAGGAACGCUCCUACCAACCUCAUAUAAAGGCAAGAGCCAACCCGCCGGAAAGGUCUGCGGCAUAUUUUCCAACGGUCGAAGCUAUGAACCAAAAUUCACGGCCCUUUAAUACGUAAGACGGAUUGAUUUUAAGAGACGGAAAUGUUAAAGAAGUUGGAAAAACAAUUGACUCAAAAUGGCGUCAUAUAUUUGAGGCUUUUUGUUCACUGUAUCUACCGAAAUAGGAAAAAAUUCGUAAUCUCUGCCUAGUAAAUUUUGUAGUGUCAAUUAUUUCCUCAGUUUAAAUACGAAUGAUUUUGGUUGUUCUUCCAACUUAUUUUGCAUUUCAGUGGUCUUACAGCUAAACGACAUCCAACGAACAAUGCAAUUGUAUGUACUCUGUAUGAUUCUCGAAUAUAUAAUAUAUUAUGUUGAAUUGAAUUA